GGACGGCGGCGAGCAUGGGCUGCCCGGCGGACAACGCCAGCGCGCUGCUCGGCGGCGGCGGCGGGCUGCAUGACAGGCGCGGCGCGCUGGCGCUGCAGCCUCUCUGGGACUUCGCCCGCAUGCAGGAGCCCUUGUUCAGGUCGCCCUUCUUCCCGGCCCUGUUCAGCUUCGCGGCCUACACGGCUUUCUGCCUGCCCUUCGUGGCCCUGGACUUCUUCGGCACCCGCGUGCCAGCCUUCCGAAAGUACAAGCUCCAGCCGCAGAGCUCGCCGACGCUGCGCAUGAUGGCGCUGUGCGUGGCCCAGAGCCUCUACCAUCACGUCGUCUGCAUCUUCCCGGUGACCACAGCGCACUGGUACUGGAGGCGAGUGAGCUUGCCGCGGGCGGCCCCUGAACUGCCGAGCCUCCUGCUGAGCGUGAUCGUGGCCCUGCUGCUCUUCGACUUCCUGUACUUCCUGUGGCAUUUGCUCCAUCACAGGGUGCCUUGGCUGUACAAGACCUUCCAUAAGGUCCACCACAAGCACACCUCCACGUUUGCUCUCACCACCCAGUACUCCAGCACUUGGGAGCUGCUGUGGCUGGGCCUUUUCACGGCCAUCAUUCCGAUGAUGCUGAAAUUCCACCCGUUGACCGAAAUGACUUUCUUCGUUGCCAAUAUCUGGUUGUCGGUGGAGGAUCAUUCUGGCUACGAUCUGCCGUGGUCAACCCACAGACUGGUGCCUUUUGGUCUGUAUGGAGGAGCUCCACACCAUGACCUCCACCACCAGAAGUUCAAGUUCAACUACGCGCCUUACUUUACACACUGGGACUGGCUCUUUGGAACACUGACCCACGCUGCUGACAACAACGGCGCACCUGCGAAAGUCCGCAGAGACUGACUUCUGACUGUCCUGCCACAGACAAAAUCUGGACAUUCUGGAAUGAAAGCAAACUGAAAAAAAUGCACUGCACAUAUUUAUGUUAAAGUAUUUAUGGAAUGUAUUUGUUCAAUAUUUAUAACCAUUUAUUAUUUGGUAUUGAAAGAUAUGUGGAGCACACUUAUGACUAUCAAAGAUUUAUCAGCUAUUGUAUGUAUUCAGUCUGUAUGGAAGAGAACUGCUGAAACGAGAAGAUGUAUGGUGGGAAUAGAAGUAAUGUCUAUAAUUCCCAUGGAAUUUUUCUUUCCUUUAUAUUAAAAAAAGGUGUAAUAGAUACAUGUUAACUUUUCUGCUGGACAGCAAUAAACCUAACAAAAAUGUGA
Molecule: messenger RNA, 1240 nt
Organism: Varanus komodoensis (Komodo dragon)
Lineage: Eukaryota; Metazoa; Chordata; Lepidosauria; Squamata; Varanidae
Gene: CH25H
Product: cholesterol 25-hydroxylase
Exons: 1
Coding region: 15-878 (287 amino acids)
Biological process (GO): cholesterol metabolic process; sterol biosynthetic process
Molecular function (GO): C-4 methylsterol oxidase activity; steroid hydroxylase activity; iron ion binding
Source: RefSeq, a predicted model, not a curated record